CGAAAUUACUUAAAAAAAAAAAAGUGUUAUUGUUAUUGUGACGAAGACGAACGCGGCAGCAAGGGGAGUGACGCGCAACCGCAGCGCGUGCGGAACUCCGUUGCCCUUUUCCUUCUCUCUCUCUCUUGCAGUAGCAUGACCACAUCUCUCUGAAAAUCAAUCACACGCAAAAGAAAGAGAGAGAGAGAGAGAAGGGCGUACGCAGCACGGCACAAUCGCUGUUUAAAGGCAGAGAAGAAUCGGAUAAUAAUUAUUGGUUUGGUUAGGGUUAGGGUUAGGGUUAGGGUUAGGGAGAUGGGCGAGUUGACUCAGGCGGAGGUGUACUCGCCGAGGACUCAGCAGGUGUGGAGGGCACUGUUGAGUUGGUUGGCCUUCUUCUUUCAGAUCUUCUAUCAGAUUAUAAGAGCCUUAGGUCACUACCCUUUACUCUCUUCUUCCGCUUCCUCUUCUUCUUCCUUCAAGCCUCUUCCGUCGGUUGAGCUUGUCGACCACGAUUCGCCGCCUCCCUCCGCUGUUCAAAUCUCACCCCUUCAUUAUUCCCCCGCCGAUCAUCGUCCUCUUCAGAAACUCACGGUGGUGCUGGACUUGGAUGAAACACUGGUAUGUGCAUAUGAGACAUCAAGUUUGCCAGCUGCUCUACGGACUCAAGCAAUUGAAGGUGGUUUGAAUUGGUUUGAGCUGGAAUGUGUAUCGAUAGACAAGGAAGGAGAAGCCAAACCAAAAAUCAAUUAUGUUACAGUAUUUGAACGCCCUGGGUUGAAGGAAUUCUUAAAAAAACUCAGUGAAUUUGCUGAAUUGGUGCUGUUUACUGCUGGUCUUGAAGGCUAUGCUAGACCCCUUGUUGACAGAAUAGAUGUGGAAAAUCGAUUCAGUCUACGACUUUAUCGGCCCUCAACAAUUAGCACGGAAUAUCGGGAACAUGUUAAGGAUCUCACCUGUAUCUCAAAGGAUCUUUGCCGCAUUGUUAUUGUAGACAAUAAUCCCUUUAGCUUUGUAUUGCAACCAGUGAAUGGAAUUCCUUGCAUUCCAUUUUCCGCUGGACAACCUCAUGACACACAGCUUCUAGAUGUCAUUCUUCCACUUCUUAAGCAACUUUCUGAGCAGAAUGAUGUUAGGCCUGUGCUCUAUGAAAAGUUCCACAUGCCUGAUUGGUUCCAGAAACAAGGGAUUCCAGCUUCCAGUUGGACAUUGUAGGAUUAAAAUAAUUUGCCAUUAAGCUCUGUUUUUUUUGGGUGAAAAUUCUUAGUUAUUUUGCUGGAAGGGCAGCUGCUGAUUGGUUGAAAUAGUUUUUUUGUAUAGCAUCAAUUUGUUUAUGGAUCACCCAAAGGUUUCAAAUGCUGCUUCUUGAAGUCAAAUCAGUUCUCGACUUGUGUAUGUAGAUUGCCAGAAUUCUGAUUCUUGUUUAUAGGCUUGCAGUCUGUUGGAAAGUAUCUCCUAGUAUAUUGUAAAAUUAUCAUCAAUAAUUAACCGUUUAAACAUUCAUUACAUUGCAAAGUUUGUUGUGACCAGUGUUAGUGAAGCAUGUAAAAUAAAUAAAGCUAAUUAAAUUACAAUAA
Molecule: messenger RNA, 1556 nt
Organism: Cajanus cajan (pigeon pea)
Lineage: Eukaryota; Viridiplantae; Streptophyta; Magnoliopsida; Fabales; Fabaceae
Product: Haloacid dehalogenase-like hydrolase (HAD) superfamily protein
Molecular function (GO): phosphatase activity
Source: RefSeq, a predicted model, not a curated record